GAGCCAAGCGAAAACCUGUCGGGGGCAAGGAAGAGAUGCUUGGCUUCUAGCUCUACAGUGGAGCCAUCAAUGAUUCAAUGGCCGCAGUUUCAGUAACUUGGAGGGAGGAAGACGGGAGAGAGGUCAGGAGGAGGGUGGUCCUGUAAAUUGAGGGUGAACAGGUGUCGGGGAAUAGCUAGAUGGAAACCAGAUCCUGACAGCUAUCAGAGUGUUGAUUGGCCGCCUCCUUUGAAAGAUCCCUUCUUCCCCCAGUGUUUGCCCCCCUCUCUUACCUCCUACCUCCUCCUGUUUCUCAUCAUCAUCGUCGUCAUCAUCACAGUUUUUUUUUACCCAUGCCAGUCUGUUCUUCUUCUCUCUCUCUCAAGCUUAUCUGCCCCCCCUUUUUUUUAUCAACUGUUUUACCGCUCCUACUGCUGUUCCACAGACGUUAACUCACUAUUUCCGAAGAUCUGCAGAAAAAAAUAGAAAUCUAAGUCAAGCAGAGCUGAGAGCAGUGCCCCUCUUUCUCUCUGUCCCUCUCUUUUUCCCUCUCUCUAUUUUAUAUUUUCUUUUUGACUGCGAGUAAAGAGCAAAAUUCUGGAGGAAGAGGUAAAGGAUGCAGUCAGGCUUGGAGUAUGCAUCAGUUCCUGAUCACAUCCAGCAGAUUAUAUCCACCAGAUCUUCCCUUCACCACCACCAUCAUCUCACUCCUCAGCCUUUCUUCGGCAUCAAUCCUGUGAUUGACACCAACCUGGAAGAGCAGCAGCAGCACCACCACCUGCUUGACAACUCACCAAGCCACGAGCUGCAUCUCUUGCACCAUUUCCAGCAGCAGCAGCAGCAGCACAGUCAUGGCCUUGUGCAGGACCCGUUCAUGGUUCACGGCCAUGAGAGAAGUCUCUGCAGAGAAAUGGAGGAAGAUGAAGGCGGAGAGGACAAUGGAGAGAGGGAGGAAGAGGAGGAGAGGAGGGGUGCUGCAAGGAGAGUGGAGGCCGAAGGUGGGAGGCCGGUGCAUGAACACAACAACAGGUGGCCUAGGGAGGAGACCUUGGCUCUCCUGAAGAUCAGAUCUAGCAUGGAAGCAACCAUCCAUGACUCAAAUUUCAAAGGACCCAUUUGGGAGCAUGUCUCAAGGAAGCUUGCGGAGCUUGGGUUCCACAGGAGUGCGAAGAAAUGCAAGGAGAAAUUCGAGAAUGUGACCAAGUACUACAAGAAAACGAAGGACGGGAGGCAGGAUGGCAAGAACUACAGGUUUUACUCCGAGAUUGAGGCCUUGUACAACGGCAGCAACAUCAACAAGGGUGGGGCUCCCACAAAUCAGGGCAAAAUGAUAAUGGGUAGCAGCACUGCGGAGAAGAACUGUGAGGGCACAUCAGAGGAUGAGACACUGGAGAACCCAUCCCUUGCAGAGGGAACUCAGCUGGCAGGAGAAAGCACGAGCAAGAAGAGAAAGAAGAGCCGAAGCUUUGAAGAGAUGAAGGGCCUGUGUCAAGAGAUGGUGAAGCAGAUGAUGGAGCAGCAGGAGGAGCUGCAAAGGAAGUUCCUAGAAGCAGUGGAGAAACGAGACCACGAAAGAAUCCAGAGGGAGGAGGCAUGGAAGAGGCAGGAGAUGGCGAGGAUGAGCAGGGAGACUGAGACGAGGACUCAGGAGCAGGCGCUGGCAUCCAACAGGGAGGCUGCAAUCAUUGGCUUCUUGAGGAAACUCACAGAGGAGAGUCAAGGGGAGGGUGCCCCACUAAACCCUAACCAGCAGAGCCCAGAUAGUCAUGACCUUAACCCAGACCCAGACCCUAACCCUAACCCUAGGACCAACCCCAUCCCUGUGCAGGGGGAGGUCCCACCAACAGACCUGGCGGGUCCCAGUGGCAAAACAGGACCCACCCAUCUGAAGAGGUGGCCAAGGUCAGAGGUGUAUGCUUUGAUAAAACUCAGGUGCAAGCAUGAGGAGAGCUUCAAAGACAACAACUCAAAGGGGUCGCUGUGGGAGAAGAUAUCCCAAGAGAUGGUGCAGUUGGGGUACAUGAGGAGUGCCAAGAGGUGCAAGGAGAAGUGGGAGAAUAUCAACAAGUACUUUAGGAAGACUAAGGACGCUGCCAAGGCGAGACCGCCUGACUCCAAGACCUGCCCUUACUUCCACCAGCUCAGCAAGCUUUACCAGAAUGGGGUCCUCUCUUUCCCCUCCCAAAAGCACCUCGACGUCCCGCCGGAAAACAGCGCGUACGUGCCGCAGGACUGCUCGGAAAACCAUCUAGUGGCCGACAGCGGCGCGGCCGAGUCGUCGGGGUGCGACUACGGCGGAGGAAUGAUGGGCAUGGGUGGCGAUGUUGUGGAGGCCCAGUCUACGCUGAUGGAGUUGGUCUGCAAGAUCUCCUCUGAUCACUACAACAGCGCAGGAUAAUAUGUCAUCUCUCCGCCCCUUCUCUCUCUUUCUCAUGGUAAAAGCCAAGGGGCACCAAAUGGUGCUCUGAUUUAAUAGGAAAUAUUCAGGAGUUGUGAUUGGUGGUAGUAUAGUACUCUUCUUACUACAUAUUCUUACUACUAUUCUUAUUAUAUCUUCGGAUGGAAGCGAAGAUCUGGAAGGGAAACAUUUAAAUGUGUGGCUAUUCGUGGAACAAAAUCGCCAUUGUGGAAUACAAUACUGAACCAGCACCUGCAGGUGUAAUGUAAUUGUGCAAUUACAAUUCACGAACUAAUUAUUAUGUUUUCCUCUCGAA
This is a messenger RNA of Nymphaea colorata (pocket water lily), 2693 nucleotides long. Its product is annotated as trihelix transcription factor GTL1-like. The transcript is spliced from 2 exons. The coding region runs from base 596 to 2377 and encodes 593 amino acids. NCBI's taxonomy places the organism in Eukaryota, Viridiplantae, Streptophyta, Magnoliopsida, Nymphaeales, Nymphaeaceae. The record is from RefSeq and is a predicted model, not a curated record.